This is a messenger RNA of Meloidogyne enterolobii, 457 nucleotides long. The record is from the annotation of a GenBank genome assembly. Lineage: Eukaryota; Metazoa; Nematoda; Chromadorea; Rhabditida; Meloidogynidae.
CUGGGUAAUAUAUUCUAUUUAUUUUUUUAGAGUUCAAGAAGCAGAACAGACAUUGAGAGGAACUUCAGUUUCUGAUCAAUUACAAUUACAUCCAUGUUUUACGGGUACAGUUACAUUGCCAUAUGCACAUUCUCUUUUGGCUCGAAUUUUAUGUGAAACUAAUCGUGUUGAAUCAGCACGUACUCAUUGGGCACAAGCAAUUCGGUUAAAUCCAUUACUUUGGUCUGCUGUCCGUUCAUAUUGUGAUGUUGGAGGAGAAAAAAUGGUCGAAUUAUUACAGCCUUCUUUGGAUGAAUUAGCAGAAUGGAAAUCUGCAAAUAAUAUUAUUGAUGAUUUAAUUGAAUCUAAAGAACAAGAUAAUAUUGGAGAGCGUGGACAACGUUUGGCAUCGAAAAUAGCUAGCGGGAGAAUUAAAAGCAGCUCUGCGUCGUCAAAAAAUAUUUUUCAUUUCUUUUAA